GCGUGAGUGAGAGGAAGGGGAAGGGGGGGGCGGUGUUAAGGGCGCUUUGAGGCCUCUUUGUGCCCCCCAAGUGUGGGGCAGCCCCACAGAGCGCCCCACAGAGCGCCAUGGGCAGCGUGUUAGCCGCCGGGUCCCCCCCCCCGCCGCCGCCGUUGCUGCCGGUGCCGCCGGGCUAUGGGGGGGCCGUGAGUGGGGCCCUGCCCCAUAGCGCUGCCCCACAGCGCCCCAUAGAGCCCCCCGCGGAGCCGCUGCCCAACCCCGGCGCCUUCGAGGAGUGUCACCGCCGCUGCAAGGAUCUGUUCCCAGUGCAGAUGGAGGGCGUCAAACUGACCGUGAACAAGGGGCUGAGCAACCACUUCCAGGUGAACCACACAGUCGCCCUCAGCACCCUGGGGGAGUCCAACUACCACUUCGGGGCCACCUACGUGGGCACCAAGCAGCUGAGCCCCACCGAGGCGUUCCCGGUGCUGGUGGGGGACAUGGACAACAGCGGCAGCCUCAACGCGCAGGUCAUCCACCAGCUCACCAGCAGGAUCCGCUCCAAGGUGGCAUUCCAGACCCAACAGGCCAAGUUCAUCAACUGGCAGGUGGAUGGGGAGUAUCGGGGGGCUGACUUCACCGCAGCCGUCACCCUGGGGAACCCCGACAUCCUGGUGGGCUCAGGCAUCCUGGUUGCCCAUUACCUGCAGAGCAUCACCCCCAGCUUGGCUGGGGGGGAGCUGGUGUACCACCGGCGGCCCGGAGAGGAAGGAACCGUGGUGUCCCUGGCCGGGCGCUACACAGCACCCAACUGGAUCGGCACCUUAACGCUGGGCCAGGCGGGUGCUCACGCCACCUACUACCAUCGGGCCAACGAGCAGCUGCAGGUUGGGGUGGAGUUUGAGGCCAGCACCAGGCUGCAGGACACCUCCGUGGCCUUCGGGUACCAGCUGGAGCUGCCCAAAGGGAACCUGGUGUUCAAAGGCUCCCUGGACAGCAGCUGGGUGGUGGCCGCGGUGCUGGAGAAGAAGCUGCCGCCGCUGCCGCUGACGCUGGCGCUCGGCGCCGUCCUCAACCACCGCAAGAACAAGUUCCACUGCGGCUUCGGGCUCACCAUCGGCUGAGGGGCCCCCCCGGCCCCCAGUGACCCCCCAGUGACCACCAUGGACCUCCCAGUGACCACCAUCGGCUGAGGGGCCCCCAGUGACCAUCAUGGACCCCCCAUUGACCACCAUGGACCCCCCAUUGACCACCAUUGGAGAAGGGGCCCCCAUUGACCACCAUUGGCUGAGGGACCCCCCCCAGGGACUCCCCCAGUGACCACCAUGGACCCUCCAUGGACGUCCCAUUGACCACCAUUGGCUGAGGGACCCCCAUGGCCCCCAUCAUGGAGCCUCCCAUUGGCUGAGGGACCCCCAUCAUGGAGCUUCCCAUUGGCUGAGGACCCCCAUGGCCCCCAUCACGGAGCCUCCCAUUGGCUGAGGACCUCCAUGGCCCCCAUCACGGAGCCUCCCAUUGGCUGAGGGACCCCCAUGGACCAUCAGCAGCAUCUUCAUCCCCUUCAGCCUCAUUGGCCUCCUCCUCCUUCCCCCCCAAAGGCCACUUUAGGGGUCCCCCCCCUGCCCAAACUGGCCCCACAAUGGGCUAAAUGGGGCCCUCCCCUCCUUGGGGUCCCCCCAACAACUCGAGGUUCCCCCCAUCACGGCGCCGAGCCCAAUAAAGUGAAAGGCCUCAAUGGGGGGGCUCAUCCAUUACAUGGGGGGACACCCCAAAACUAGGGGGGGGGGGAAGGUGGGGACAGACCCCCCAUAGAGCCCAUUAUGGGGGUUCAAACCCCCCCAUAGGCCCCCCUUAUGGGGGUUCAGACCCCCCCAAAGUCCAUUUUAGGGGUUCACCACCCCCAUAAAGCCUGUUACGGGGGUUCAAUCCCCCCAGUUUUGGGGUUCCCCCCCCCAUAGACCCAAUUUGGGGGUUCCCCCCCCAUAAAGGCCAUUAUGGGGUUCAGACCCCCCCCAUAGAGUCCAUUAUGGGGGUUGGGCCCCCCCUUUCCCCUCUCUGCCCCCCCUCCCCCCCCGACCUUUGCCCCCCCCGCGGCCACGUCCACACCCCCGGGGGCCAAGUCCAAGGGGGGGGGGCGGGGUUAUGACGUCAUGGGUGGGGGUGGUGACAUCACAAAGGGGUCCUUCCCCCCCUCCCCCCCCCCAAUGUAACCCCCCUCUCCCCCCAUCCCCCCCCUUCCCCCCCCCACAUAAGGGGGGGAUUUGGGGCUCCCCCAUUCGGAUUAAUGGGGGGGGAGGGAGGGGUUGACCUUUGCCCCCCCCCAUAGCUCCCCCCCCCCAUAGGGGUUAUUUAAGGUUCCCCCCCCCCCGCGGAGCGGAGCAGGAGGGAUCCGAUAGGGUGCCACCAUGAAGCUGUGGGUGCUGCUGGUGGCAGCCGCAGUGCUGACGGGUUGUGGGGCGGAGCCGCUCCCCCCCGCCAAGGCCACGCCCCCCGCCAAGGCCACGCCCCGCCCCCCGGCCGCCCCCCUCCCCCCCCGCGGGUUUUGGGGGGCCCUGGGGGGGCGGCCCAGAACGUGACGGCGCGGUUCUGGGGAAGCCCCCUCGGGCAGCAGCUGCAGCGGGUGACGUCAGUGCUGCGGGCGGCGCGCGCGCAGCUGGGGGCGGAGGCGCGGGAGGCGCGCGCGCGGGCGCGGGAGGCGCGCGCGGCGCUGGAGCAGGGCUGGGCCGAGCUGCGCCUGCGCGGGGCCGCCUGCGCGCGGCGCCUGCGCAGGAGGCUGCAGCGGGAGCGCGAGGAGCUUCGGCGGCGCUGGGGGCGGUGGGGGGGGGAGGUGACCCGGAUGUGGGGGGGGAGGGGGAGGAGCAGGGGGGGAGGGGGAGGAGCAGGGGGAGGGGAGGGGGACGAGGAGCUGAAGGUGAGGGAGGGGGGGUGAGGGGGGGCACGGGGGGAGAAAACAUGAGAAAUGGGGGGUUUGGGGUGGAGAGCCUUAAAGAUGGGGGGUUUGGGGUGAAAAACGUUAAAAAUGGGGGUGAAGAGCCUUAAAAAUGGGGGUUUUGGGUGAAAAACGUUAAAAAUGGGGUGAAGAAUGUCAAGAAUGGGGGUUUUGGGGUGAAGAAUGUCAAGAAUGAUGGUGAAGAACAAUAAAAUGGGGGUGAAGAACAUCAAAACUUGAGGGUUUUGGGGUGAAGAACAUCAACUAUGGGGAUUUCGGAUGAAAAACCUUAAAAAUGGGGUGAAGAAUGUCAAGAAUGGGGGUUUUGGGGUGAAAAACGUUAAAAAUGGGGUGAAGAACCUUAAAAAUGGGGGGGUUGGGUUGAAGAACAUCAAAAAUGGGGGUUUUGGGGUGAAGAAUGUCAAGAAUGAUGGUGAAGAACAAUAAAAUGGGGUGAAGAACAUCAAAAA
This is a messenger RNA of Strigops habroptila (Kakapo), 3378 nucleotides long. RefSeq names its product translocase of outer mitochondrial membrane 40 (gene TOMM40). The record is from RefSeq and is a predicted model, not a curated record. Lineage: Eukaryota; Metazoa; Chordata; Aves; Psittaciformes; Psittacidae. Gene Ontology annotation, biological process: protein import into mitochondrial matrix. Gene Ontology annotation, molecular function: transmembrane protein transporter activity. Gene Ontology annotation, cellular component: mitochondrial outer membrane translocase complex; mitochondrial outer membrane.